Molecule: messenger RNA, 483 nt
Organism: Trichechus manatus latirostris (Florida manatee)
Lineage: Eukaryota; Metazoa; Chordata; Mammalia; Sirenia; Trichechidae
Gene: TMEM89
Product: transmembrane protein 89
Exons: 2
Coding region: 1-483 (160 amino acids)
Source: RefSeq, a predicted model, not a curated record
AUGCUGCAUGCACUGUCCUUACUGCCCUUACUGCUCCUGCUGGCCACACCCACCCCCGCCCUCGCCUGGUCACGGCCCCUCUGGUACCAGGUGGGGCUGGACUUGCAGCCUUGGGGGUGCCAGCCAAACAGCCUGGAAGGAUGCGGGGGUGGCCUGGGCUGUCCUGGCCAUUGGAUGGGCCUGGGCAUGUCAGACCAUAUCUACCCCGUGGCUGGGGUCACUGUCACCACCACCAUGAUGCUGGUGAUCAGCCGAGCGAUGCUGCAGCGGCGGCGUUCACUGGCUGCCAAGAGUGAGCAUACACUGAUGACCACUGACCCCUGUGGACCCUGGAAGCGGCGGGCCCCAAUCUCAGACCGUGCACUACUCCUGGGGGUCCUGCACAUGAUGGAUGCCCUCCUGGUUCAUAUAGAGGGCCACCUUCAGCGUCUAGCCACCCAGCCACAUAUCCAAAUAAAGGGGUCUCCUGCCCAGAGUGGGUGA